AUGACUUCACUCCCUCGCAAAGUAACCGUUGCAAAGAAUUUUCUUUUUUCUUCGGAGGAGAGAGAACACAUUUGGAGAGAGUUAUUGGCGUGGUAUGAUUUGAAUAAGAAGGAUUUGCCAUGGAGAAAAGCAAGUACAAUCAUUGGUCCAUCCUCCGAUGAAUCCAAUCCGGGUGAUGAUGAACUAUUGAAAGAAAUGAAAAUUCAUCAACGAGCCUAUGAAGUAUUGGUGAGCGAAUUAAUGUUACAACAAACGCAAGUGGAAACGGUGAAGAAUUAUUUCGUGAAAUGGAUGAAGAGAUUUCCAACGAUAAAGGAUUUGAGUGAUGCCUCCGAUGAUGAUGUACAUGGUGCUUGGUCGGGAUUGGGUUAUUACAAAAGAGCAAGAAAUUUACAUGCUGCUGCGAAAUACGUCGUUCAAGAGUACAACAAACCUAUUCAUUACAAGGACAACAGUUUAACUCACAAUAUUAUUUACAAAUUACCUGAUAAUGCGAAAGAAUUAAUGAACUUGAAAGGAGUGGGAAAAUACACAGCUGGUGCCGUGGCUAGCAUUGCAUUUGGAAAAUGUGCCAGUAUUGUUGACGGAAAUGUAUUUCGUGUAUUUGCUCGUUUAAAACAAAUUGAGGAAGAUAUUGCUGUUCAAAAAACAGCAACGUCAAUAUUUUGGCCAAUGGCCGACAAUUUAAUAUCUCAUUUUAGAGACAUUGAAGAUUUGUGUGACGACGAUGAAGAAAUUUCCUCUUCUUCUAUUAAAACUCGAUAUGGUGAUUUGAAUCAGGCAAUUAUGGAACUAGGAAGAACUAUUUGCAUUCCAAGAAAUCCAAAAUGUGGUGAAUGUCCCAUUGCAGAUGUAUGUUCUGCAUUUAAAGCAGUAGAGCAAGAUCAAAUUAACUCCGUUGAAAUUUAUCCAGUUAAAAAAAAGAAGACAAAGAAACGAACUCAAAUUGUAUCUUGUUGCAUAUUUUACAAGGAUGACGACAAUGAUAGUUGUCUCUAUGAAAAACAGCGGCACGAGCAGCUUCUAGGAGGAACAUGGCAUUUUCCACUUGUGGUCGUUUUUGAUGAAAAGAGCCCUUCAGAAGAGGAAGACGAUACUUCUGAAAAUCUACAAGAAGAGUCACAGUCAUCAAAGAAGAAAAAGAAAUCAAAAAAUAGCAGUUCAGGAAAAUCAGGUGCGAGCUCUUCAGACUCGGAUUUACAUUUAAGCAAAUUACAAAAAUUCCUUAUUGAUGAAGGUUUCAUUGAUGCCAAUAAUAGUUCGAUAUGCUUCGAAUAUCAUUCCACUGUGAAUCAUGUUUUCUCACACAUUAAUCAAACAAAUCAUAUUUACAGUUGCAGUAGCAAGUAUCUUAUUAAGGAUUUACAAUCAAAGUCAAAUGCUGACCAAUGGAAAUGGUUUGAUCAAUCAGCAAGAGAAUCUCAAGGCAUUUCUGAGGUUGCGAAGAAGAUAUUUCGACAAUUCAAAAAAACUUUGAAAAAUCAUGAAGCAUCACCUGUGUCGCCUCCCAAAGUGAAGUUCAAAACCAAGCCACCAUUCAGCACGGAGAAUGUUGGCGAUGGAUGUGCACAAAAGAUGGCAGAUGAAGAGGAUACUGUUGUUGCAGAAGAACCAAACAAGUCGUCGGACAGCAGUCAAGAAUCAACAACAGACCUCGCUGAGGAGAAGGGAAUCACCGAAAUAAGCAAAAAGUCAAAAUCCACUCCACCCAAAGUUAAGGUUGUUAAAAAGUCAGAACAGUCCACAGAGUCCAAGAAAAAACGAAAAAAACAAAGCGAAGGAAAUGAGGACUCUAAAAAGCCAGAGUCAACUACGUCUACCACGCCAACCAAGAAGCGAAAGCAAACCACGCUUACAGCCUUCUUGACGAAACAUUGA
Messenger RNA from Naegleria fowleri, 1878 nucleotides. RefSeq lists its product as uncharacterized. Gene Ontology annotation, biological process: mismatch repair; base-excision repair. The record is from RefSeq and is a predicted model, not a curated record. Bases 1 to 1878 code for a protein of 625 amino acids. Gene Ontology annotation, molecular function: adenine/guanine mispair binding; 8-oxo-7,8-dihydroguanine DNA N-glycosylase activity; 4 iron, 4 sulfur cluster binding. Lineage: Eukaryota; Heterolobosea; Eutetramitea; Acrasida; Naegleriidae. Gene Ontology annotation, cellular component: nucleus. The transcript has 3 exons.